This is a messenger RNA of Aspergillus ochraceoroseus IBT 24754, 548 nucleotides long. RefSeq lists its product as uncharacterized. The record is from RefSeq and is a predicted model, not a curated record. The coding region runs from base 79 to 375 and encodes 98 amino acids. NCBI's taxonomy places the organism in Eukaryota, Fungi, Ascomycota, Eurotiomycetes, Eurotiales, Aspergillaceae. The transcript has a single exon.
CGGAGUGGAUAGGUUGAUGCUAUACAACACACGCCCCACUCCCUCGAGAUACCGAGGUACAUUUCAGCUGGGGUCUGUAUGGACGCUUUUGGAUGGCCACGGCCACGGCAUAACAACAAGCCCGUCGGGUGGAUUACUGAUCAUACAAUUGUCGGGUUCACUAUAUGGCUCUUAGGUAUAGCUACGUAUAUUACUAAAAUUGUACAUCGUAGACACCACACGUUAGGUCAUUGGGGUGUCGUUCCAUCGAAGACUCCACCGGGUCAUCUCUUAUAUUGUCCACCAGCGGGAUACAUAUGGGAGCCCUACGUCUCAAAAAAAAAAAAAAAAUCUCCUGAUGAGAGUAAGCACGCCGGAAAAUACACACAGGUAUAAAGGAAAUGGUUGUUAAUAUGGAUGAUCCGGAAAAGUGUAAGUUAUGUUCAUAUAGGUCACAGGGGCUGAAUACCCUAACUGACGGGCUCGUCGCAGCCGGGGAUGACAACCAACAUCGACCAGUCAAUACCACCACCACACAGAAUGAAGACACGGACAGCCCAGCGAUUUUA